Molecule: messenger RNA, 3840 nt
Organism: Columba livia (rock pigeon)
Lineage: Eukaryota; Metazoa; Chordata; Aves; Columbiformes; Columbidae
Gene: OPRM1
Product: opioid receptor mu 1
Biological process (GO): sensory perception of pain; G protein-coupled opioid receptor signaling pathway; neuropeptide signaling pathway
Cellular component (GO): plasma membrane; neuron projection
Molecular function (GO): G-protein alpha-subunit binding; beta-endorphin receptor activity; neuropeptide binding
Source: RefSeq, a predicted model, not a curated record
AUGUGCCCGCACCCACUGGCAGGGCGCGCCGUCGGGGCGGGCGGGUGCCGCCGCCUCCCCGGCACCGCGCGUCGCGCCAUCCGCCCCGCACCAGCACGGCGCUGGGCAUCCCUCGGGCGCGGAAAGCCGCUGGCCGCGCUGACGCCGCUGCGCGCCAUGGCUGUCGCCUACCUGCUGGGCAACGGCUCUGCGCCGCUCCUCGCCGGCGCCCUGGAGGUCCCUUUCGCCACCAACGCCUCCGUCGCCUGCCGCCCCGCCGUGCCGCCCUGCGCGGCCGCACCGCCGGGCGCGUGGGGCAACGCCUCAGCGGCAGCGGCGGUGGCAGGCUGGAACCGCUCCGAGCCCUGCGGCGGCCUCAACGGCAGCGCGGGCGGCGGCGGGCCCUGCGCGCCUGCGGGCGGCGGCCCCUCCAUGGUCACGGCUAUCGCCAUCAUGGCCCUUUACUCCGUGGUCUGCGUCGUGGGGCUCUUCGGAAACUUCUUGGUCAUGUAUGUCAUCAUCAGGUACACGAAAAUGAAGACUGCCACGAAUAUCUAUAUUUUCAAUCUUGCAUUGGCAGAUGCCCUAGCAACAAGUACUCUGCCAUUCCAGAGCGUGAAUUACUUGAUGGGAACAUGGCCAUUUGGUACAAUCCUUUGUAAGAUCGUUAUAUCCAUAGACUACUACAAUAUGUUCACCAGUAUCUUUACACUCUGCACCAUGAGUGUGGAUCGCUAUGUAGCUGUUUGCCACCCAGUUAAGGCCCUUGAUUUCCGUACCCCCAGAAAUGCCAAAAUUGUCAAUGUCUGCAACUGGAUUCUUUCAUCUGCCAUUGGCCUGCCAGUUAUGUUCAUGGCAACUACUAAAUACAGGCAUGGCUCCAUUGACUGCACACUUACGUUUUCCCACCCUGCUUGGUACUGGGAGAACCUCCUGAAAAUCUGUGUGUUCAUCUUUGCCUUCAUCAUGCCAGUCCUGAUCAUUACCGUGUGCUAUGGGCUGAUGAUUUUACGCCUAAAGAGUGUUCGCAUGUUAUCUGGCUCCAAAGAGAAGGACAGGAACCUGCGGAGAAUCACAAGGAUGGUUCUUGUGGUGGUGGCAGUGUUUAUUGUCUGCUGGACUCCCAUCCACAUUUAUGUCAUCAUUAAAGCCCUGGUCAACAUCCCAGAAACUACUUUCCAGACUGUCUCCUGGCACUUCUGUAUUGCUCUAGGGUAUACAAAUAGCUGCCUUAAUCCAGUCCUUUAUGCAUUUCUAGAUGAGAAUUUCAAAAGGUGUUUCAGAGAGUUCUGCAUCCCCACUUCCUCAACUAUUGAGCAGCAAAACUCCACCCGAGUUCGACAAAACACUCGUGACCAUGCUUCCACUGCCAACACUGUGGACAGGACUAACCAUCAGUUGGAACUUCAAGAAGCUGAAACUACUCCACUGCCGUGACAGGGUCUCCUGCCGUAUAGCUCUCAAAGCAAUGACACACUAGUGCCACAGUGUGUCUGGGCAGUAUGUGAUGGGAAUGUGUAGGAUACACUUUCCCUCAAAAAAAACACCACAGAGGAAAGUGCCUGCUUUUCCAGUCUGUCAAAAAUUGCUUCUGCAGCACUUCUACAUUGCACAUUAACAGAAGCAUGAAACUUAGCAGCAAGCAGAGCCAAGAGAUAUGGGGGCUUGCCAGGCUUUGGUGUUCAAAACAGUCACGUUUACCAGGACUACAUACAUAAGUCUGAAACAAAGCUACUGUACCUGGAGCUGUCUGACAUGUUCUUAACAAGUUAAAUAGGUCGGAAGCAAAUAUUCAAAGGCUAGACAACAAUGGCUUGAAAAAUGAUGGUGAGCUUUCAAGGACGGGAAAUAAUAGGAAAUGAAGUUGUAAUACUGUUGGUACUCAAUUUACUCUUAAAAUUUAUUUGUAGAGGUGUUUUAUGUGCAGGUUAUUUGUGUGCUGAAGUCUCACAAGAUCAUCUAGAACAACAUAUUUGCAGUUCAAGAGGCCUUCUCUUACAAGGAUUGCAUGUUCCACAGUUUCAAAGGGAAAUGAUGUAUUUCAGUGCUCAUUAAGAACAAAAAAACAAACAUCAAACAAACAAACCCACAAAAAUGUCCAAGCUUCACUUUCUGCUUCUAUUUCUCACAUUAAAAAAAGAGAAAUCUUUAAAAUCAAAACAAUGGGCUAUCACUUCUAAAAGAGAUGAGUAAAUGAAAGUAUUCUGUGUUGUUACUGACUGUCGAAUGAUCCCCAGAACAGCAGAGACUAUUAACAGAAAUUACAGUGUGAAUAAAAAUCUAGCGAUGAGCCUGUCAGAGCUAACACAAGCUGAUGAUGACUUCUCUUUUAACUAGUUUCUCAAAUUUCAACUGCCCUGUCAACAACAUUUCAAAUUUGUAAGUCACUGACAGUCCCUCCGUGAAGUACUUGGAGCCGUUAAUGCAUUAGACCUUUUGUUAAAAUAAAAAAGGUUACAUUUUGCUAGAAAUCUAUUUUUUCUUAACCAAACCCAUAAUAUGUUUGCUUUUAUAACUAAUGUAAUACAGUCUGCUUCUCCAUUUUGUAUUUGCUGCUAAAACAUGUUAAGAUUUAUGAAAGAAACAUUGUACUGUAGUAAAUGCCACCUUAGCUGUUUUCUAGUAAGAAAAAUAGAACAAUCUGUGUCGAUAAUGUGUAGUGCAAUGGUAUUUUCUAGACAUUGUUUGUUACUUGCUUUGUAAAUAAAUCAUCAAUACUUAAUCAGGGGAAAAUGUACUUUGAUGAAUUUAAGAGUAUUCUAAAAUGCUACUCUGUGGUAUAAGGUUUUGUAUUUUGUUUCUGCAGUCAAAAUGUAUUUCUUAUUUUCAUUGUUAAAAUCUAUGUAACAAUAUGCUUUUCCUGUGAAAUCGUUUGUUUCUGCCAUGGACUGUGUAAUAAAGAUUGAAGGCCAUACCACUGCAAGUUGUAAAAUAAAGUAAUAUGUGAGUUUCAUCACUGUAUUGUAGCUAAAUAUGUAGCUUUCCAUAUCAGCAGAAUAUCAAACUAGAUAUAGCAGAAGUGCCUUAUUUUUUUCCCUCUUCUGUUGAAAAUUCCACUGUGCUGUCAUAGAGAUUUAAUAUUUAGUUUUGUAUUAAUUUAGCACGAUCUCCUCAUAGUAAUCAUUAAAGUUUAAACGAGAGUCAUCACCAUCCUGAGGUGUUGCAUUUAAUUUUUAAACAGUAUAAGAUAAGCACUCAGAAGAAUUUGACAUAUUGUUUUGCACUACAGAGCAGUAUUAUUUAGAUAACAAGAAGAAUAUAGAAUACACCAGAAAUACAGACGGAUUAGCGUCAUAUGAUGUCAUUACUACUUGACAGGUUCUGAGAUUUCAGCCAUGCUCAGAAAAUUGAAAUACAUUGAAUGACUAUUUGAAAAGUCUUAACUGAUAAAUCAGAUCUACAUUUAAUUAAACUUAAAAUCAUGGUUUCAUGCCUAGUCAAAAGUUCAUCAGCUGUCACAGCAUUUAUAUAAUUAAUUGAAGCCAUUAUUUCUUUUGUACUUAGAAUGGAAUCAAUUCACCAGAAAAAUACUAAAACUUGGCAACAGACAACCUAACGUUUCUAGAGAUAUUUUAGGUUUCUACAGUCCAGUAAUGAAUUGAGCAGCCUGACUGUAAAUAUUUUUAGCAUUAGUAAUGUUAUUAUAGCUUUGAUGGUCUAAGGAUAUGAGGAAGAAAAUUUUAUUAGCAAAGCAUUAGCAAAAAUAAGUAAAAUGUCUUUUGUUUUUUGAUUUUGGUUUGUUUUUCCAGAAGGCAUGAAUGUUAGUUGGUAGUGCUUUGCAGUAAGUAGCAUAUUACACAACUUCUGUAUCUUCACUGUAACCCUCUAAUAAAAAUAUUCAUGUUUCUUCUAUAUUUGCAA